Xenia sp. Carnegie-2017 is the source of this 2962-nucleotide messenger RNA. RefSeq names its product E3 ubiquitin-protein ligase BRE1-like. Lineage: Eukaryota; Metazoa; Cnidaria; Anthozoa; Malacalcyonacea; Xeniidae. The record is from RefSeq and is a predicted model, not a curated record. The transcript has 9 exons. Bases 346 to 2901 code for a protein of 851 amino acids.
AAAGAGCAGUGUACUCGUUGUCAUAACAACUAAGCUAAAUUGUUUACACUCGCGAACUCGACGUGCUGUUAACAAUUAUUUACAAACAGCAAGAUUGGACAUUUUCCUCACGAAAAUGAACACAUUUGUCUGUAAUAAUACUGCGGAGUUGCUCGCAGUUUUCGCAGUUGUGAAUAUUUGAGUAAUUUGAAUUCUCACUGGAACUGCAUUACCUUGUAUUCCAAGACUAGCUAGACCGUUCAACCAUUUACUUUGUAAAACUCAAAUCAAGUUUGGAGCACAACCAUGGCAAAACAUUGACUUUCGGGUUAAGACGUUAAACGUUUCUGAAAUCAUGAAUAUUCGAUGACAAUUUCCACAGUGGCUGAGAGAGUGCGCAGCUUUUCAGAAGCUAUAACUGCACAAGCUUUGCGUGACGCCAUCACAAAUUCCAGAAGUAAAUCACAGCACCUGCAAUCUUUGGAAGAUAUUGUGCAAGAUAUAAAUGGUACAGUCCAUGCCAGUAGCAUCAACGAUCUGGACAACUUUAAAAAAAUGGAAAAAAUGGAAGCAAUCACUGAAGAGUCUAAUAAAAAUUCUUUCAAGUUUAGCGAGAAAGACGCAGGGAAAGAACAACUUCCAAAUGGAAUGCUUCCUCGCGAUCAUGGAAGCAGCGGAGACGAAGAAGAUGUGUCUUCUUUAAGCAGUGAUUCAAAGAGUCUCUCUGAUGUAAGUCUUGAAGAUAGCACAGAAAGUGACGAAUUGGUAGUAAUGAAUAAAAAAGACGUUUUACCAAAACACGCUAGCACACCAAAACCUUCAGCCUCUGUUACUAAAUCUCCAAGUUUUGAGCAGAAAGAAGAUGCAAGUCGCGUCAGUGCGGAUAUAGUGACGGAAAAUGAAAGUAAGACAGAAACUAUAAGAGUGAAUAUAGCAGGCACUCCGGGAAAACCAAAUGAAAAAUUAAGUCCUAUAAGAGGUAAAUAUAAUGGUCGUCUAAAGAGGCAGCUCGCUUUAGACAGCAAAAACACUAGAGGUUUAACUGGAAAAUCAAAUGCCGCUACUUCUUCAUCAAAUUCAACUGGUGACAGUUCGGUAAUCAUACCGAGUUCAAAUAAUCCUCCCGAUUUGAUCAAAAGCAAUUUGAAUAAUUCCGGAAGUGAUGAUUCCGACCACAAAGAUCAUACGAGAAUUCUCGCAGAGCUGCAAAAGAUCGUACGUGACGAUGAAUUGAAUGGUGAAAGCUCAAAAGCAAAAAAGACGGAUCACAAGACAGUCGAUAACGGUGAAACGGUCCGUGAUAGUCAAGAAAUAGAUGGUAAAGAUAAGAGGGGAAACGGUGAGGUGGUACAUGAAGGUACACAUGAGGGUAAACACGACGGUAUAAAUAGUAGGGUUAUGAAUACUUCUGUGAUAGAGAAGAUAGAUGAAGAGAUGAAUAAAGGUAGCGAAGAAGGAUAUCCUCAAGACGAUGUAAAAAGCAGUGAAAACAGCAGUCAUUUGCAAAAAGAGGAUACAAAUACAAUUAUCAAUGAAAUAUCAGAGAAUGCCGAAAAGUAUAAACAUGAUGAAGCGAAGGCGAAUGAAGAAGAACAAAACAAAAGUGAAGAUCAUGGCGAAGAAAAUACGCGUAAAAUCAUUUCAGUGACUCCAGGUCAACUUGCUCAUGAUAGCGAAACUUCGCUUUACAACACAAUGCAGGAACUUACAGCCAACACUCGACCCGAAACAACAAAUACAAAAGGUAGCAUUCCACUACCAACGACGAGCACACCCGCGAAUUCGGAGAGUAUCCUAAAUCUUGAGAGGAAACUUUCGGAUUUACAAACCUCGAACGCGGAGCAAACCGCCGAAGUUCGACAGUUGAAAUCGCUGAAUGAAAGUCUCAAAGAGCAAUUUCAAAAACUGGAAGAAAAUUCAAGCCAUCGUCAAAUUAUUGAGGAGAGGAUGCUGCAAAGAAACGAGGAGCUUGAAAAACAUCUACUUGGUAUGUUAAAGUCACAGGAGGUCAUAUUUGACAUGCAGAAUAACCUUAAGGCCACAUCUGCUGAUAAGGAAAAGUUGACGAACGAUUAUAGAGAAGCAAUCAAGGCUUUGGAAGCCGUCGAUAAGUUGUUCGGACAAAAAGAUGCCCUGGUGAAGAAAUGGAAGGAAGCGACAGAGGAAUCCAGGAGACUUGUUGAACUGCUAAAAAAACACAAUGCAGAGGUGGAUGAACUUGAAACGGUUGACAAGUUAAAAGAACAGAUCACCGAUCUUAAGAUCAAGCUUGCUCACACCGAAGAGAAAACGACACGUAGCGACGCUAAAUGUGACGAUCUUGCCGAGCAAGCACAAGCGUGGAAAGAGAAAUACGAACGAGAAAAUGAAAAAGCGGUGAAGCUUAAUUUUGAGCUAAAGGAAGCGACCAAAGAAUUGAAUAAUCAACAAAAGUUGUCAAGUAGACGCGGGAAAAAAAAUCAAACGCUGCAGUUGGAAAUAACAGGACUCAAAGACGCCCUUAAGCUAACCAAGGAGAAACUUGAAGAUAAUGAACAAAGAUUUAAAGAGCUUGAUAGAAAGCAUUCCAAUACACAAGAGAUGUACACGAAGAUAAUUCAUGAGAAAGAGAUGCAGCAUAGUGUUUUAAUCAAGAACUCCGAAUCUUAUCAAAAGGAUCUUGUAUUAAACAUCGAGAAUACUGAACAGCUAAGAAGAGAAGCAGAAUCGUUAAAGGAAAACAUCAUAGCAUUGAAAAGUGAAAAAAAUGCCAUCACGGAGAAACUGCGUAAUCAUAAAUCAUCUUUGGAUGAAACCUUGAAAGGAAAAGCGGAACUUACUGAAAGAUUGAUAAACUUCAAUCAGAUUUGGAAGCGUCAAAGAUCGAAGCAAUUGAUAACGAACUGUAUGUUGAAGAACAGACGGUCACCAUACAGGAACUAGAAGAACAUUGUAAGAAACUUCAAGAGGCGUUGAAAAAAAUUAUCCACUCAGAUGGACGUUC